Molecule: messenger RNA, 3809 nt
Organism: Fomitopsis serialis
Lineage: Eukaryota; Fungi; Basidiomycota; Agaricomycetes; Polyporales; Fomitopsidaceae
Exons: 25
Coding region: 159-3809 (1216 amino acids)
Source: RefSeq, a predicted model, not a curated record
GUCACCGGACCUCGUGCUGCGAAAACACAGGCAUACAAGGACCGAGGUGUGCUUGAUUCCCAGCCCCGUGUUCAGCCCAUAUCGAGGCUAAUUCCUCUCCAGUUUGGCAGCCGAAGCCUCGCCAGAAACACCAACCCGAAGAAUCAGCCGCCGACACUAUGACAAUGCAAGUCAAGGCUGCACGAAUGAGAAUGGGCCAAGGCCAACUGCCCGCCAAUGUGCCAUCGAAGUCCUCGCUGACGCAGGCCUCUCAUUCGAAGGCAUCUGCAUCUAGAACAGUCAAUCAAGAGCCUGAGAUAGGUCGUGAUCCUCGCAUGGACGACACCGAGCUAAGUGCACGCACCGAUUUCGAUCAUGAUCAGCACCGUGAGAGACUAGCAGCAGCCGAUCCCAGUGAUGAUGGCGGUGGAGGCUCUGAGGCCGAGUCCAGGUCGGACGAUGAAGAAUACAAAUCGGGUGCCGAGCCUGAAAGCGAAGAGGACUUUGGUGUGCAAGAUGUGCACGCACCAUCCAGCCGUAAGUCCGUUAAAGUUGCGGAGCAAUUGGCGCAAGGUUCAGUCAAGGUCGUCUCGAAAGGCCGGCACAACCGCCGCGUACUCUCAGACUCAGAGGCCGGAGGGUCCGAUUAUGCGCCUGACUUCCUAGACCCUGGAUACGAGUCUCCUCCCACCCGCAAUCCCGAUGCCAAUGACUCCGCAGAUGAAGCUGAAUGUCCGGUAGCUGAAGACGAAGAUGACCCCAUGAACCUUAGGGAGGCACGGGUUCAUCGCGAAUGGAACUCUACUAAGUCCGUCGCGCAGGAGAUGAUCAUCCGUCGGGCACAGCGCCCUAAGCUGCCAGCCAGUCGUCACUACGGUCAACAAGAUGAUAAGAAAAACACACCGAGUGUGGAGGAGCACCCCGGCCGCGUCUUCCAACCAACGCAGUUCCACCACGCAGUAACCAAGCGGCUGUUGCAGCAGCGAUCUAACCAGGCUGGCAUGGUGGUUGCCGAGAAAGGUGUCACUGUGACGAAGACCAAGCGGCAGGGAGGCUUCCGCGAGACCGACAGCCAGUUGCGGCGUUCAACGUCUAUGGACAAAAUGUUUCCUUGGCCACCCCCCGAGUCCAUCAGCAGUGGCGAAGACUCGGGACUUGACCUAUUCCCUGAAAAGUCCCGCACUGGACGCCCUAAGCCACGACGUAAGCUGACCGCACCGGCUCCUUCCGACCAAUCGAUUCCCGGGCCUGCCACCAAUGUGAAGGGACAUCAGGCAACUCGCAAUGGUACUAUCUCAGGCAACGACGACGACGACGACGAUGAAUCAGCAACAGAUGCCCGAGGCCUGUUGCGUGCCAGCCAUGUGAACGUCUGGCCCGAGGAUACGGAAGUCACAUUUAAGGACGGGAAUAAGGUAGCUGGUCUCAACUCGCAGAAAUCAAACAAGGUCCGCACUCUGUUGAAGUCGACCAUCGCCCAAGAGUUGCCGCAAGCUCUGGCACUUGUCAAUGCCUUUCCGAACAUCGGCGAGCGGCCCAAAAUGUUCCUCGACAUAUUCAUCACUGGUGCGCGGCGCCUCGGCCCCAACUACAGUACAAUCGCCCAGCGCCUGUUGCAAGACUCAGCGUAUGUCCUCAGCUUACUGACAUUGCCCGCCAAGAGAAUGUGUUCGAUCCGUGGACCCUGGUAUAGCGCCUGUCGUGAUCCUGUAUGGGAGGGCUAUGGCCUCAAGGCCAUCGAGAAUGACCCGGAGGCCCUCCAGACGGCUGUCCAGGAGCUGCUCCUCAAUGACCAGUUCAUAUUCCCCGGUAAACUCGUGGUAUGGAUCAUGACCUCAUUGACCAUUUGGACUCGGAUGCUCACUUGGACGACACAGAACGGCAGCUAUACCGAGCUCAAGCGCAACAUACCAUUCUGCGCAGAGCCAAUCAUCAAUCUCGCCAACAUCCUGUUCCUCGGACCCAAAGCACUCUGCCCCAUCGAAGACUCGGCGUUCAUCUCGUCCAUCAAUACUGGCCCUGGCGCGAUGGAGCGAGAAAUCCCGCAGACAAUGGCUGCGCUCCUCGCAACCUUCGCUGGCGCAGCAAUUGGAGAGGGCCUGCAUGGCACCCGCGAGCCCCUCAAAGAAAACGAAGGUUUCAAUUCGACUAAACAGGAGGCGCCUUACCGGGACCAUCUCGCCGCCCUCUCGCCAAUCAAUCUGAUUGGCCGUCAUAAGAUCCUUAACCUUAUAUUCAAUGAAGCGAAGUUCGUUGGACUACGAGGCUAUGACUAUUCAUAUGAAGAAGAGUGCCACUCGCACUCAAAUUGGUGCAACAUUUAUGAGGGGGUUAAGAAAAUGGGGUGUCCAGGACAUUUACACAAAAUUGCGCAAAAUUACCUCAAUUUGCACAGGGAAGCAUACGAAGGGGAUUGGAAAGGCCGGCCUCCCCGCAAAGCCCGCGCGACGAAGAAGGGUGCCGACGCUGAGCCAUCGACAUCUACGUCUGGUGCUCAGGCCCAAGACUCGGACGAUGGCGUGGGUGCUCCAAAGGGCAAGGGCCGCAAGGUCAACAUGUUCGAUGCUGCUCGUGCGAAGCAAGAUCCGUCGAAGGAUGCUGAGGAGGAUGCUGAGGAGCUACCCGCCCAUAUACCCGUACCCGUGUCGACCCUCGAGAUCCGCCAAAAACCUGUACCCGCCGAGAGGCUGAUCCAGCAGUCUCCUGCACCACCAUCCGUGAGCGAGAACGAGGAUUCAGGUUUCCUGAUGAAGGAGAGGAGAAUGAGUGUCGUCGUAACAGUUUGGGGCUACGAUACGUGCACCAAGAUUUGCCCGGUGACCACUGACUCGGGAUACUGUGUUUGGCAAGUCGGAGAGCCCGCGCAUAACGCAGCAGUCGAUGCCCCGGACACCCCAGCCAAAUCGACUGCAGUCACCGGACACGAAGGGCAAGGACUUGGAGAGCCCGAACGGGAGCGUCGCUGGGCGAGCGAGGCACCGAAGACAGAGCGCAAGCGAUACGCACCUGCGAAGUGCGUGAAGGAGGAGCCAAGUAAGCAGGAGACAUCGAGGUACUAUGACACUGACUACAACAGGCAGCUGAAAGACAGCCCGCACCCCCGCUCGACAGGCUCGGGGCGCGCAAGUCGCUUGGUGCAGCUACCGCCGACGGGUAGCGUGCGGCCACUGCCUGUCGACCAAAAUUAUGACGAGGGCGUUGCGGAGGCUCUCAUGGGUCUUCCGUCGGGUUUGAGCACGCUGUACUGUGGACCAGUUGACCGUGCAGCUUCGGUCCUCCUCCUGACGGAUUGGACUAGGCAGUUCACAUCCUCAGUGCCCCACAAUCGCCAGCCGUCAACGUCGUCUCGCGCGUCACCUCCGACACCGGGUACGAAAUGCCCGCUCAGCACCGGUCCCGACGAUCGGAGCACCGACAUGAAGCACAGCCGUGUUGGGAGCAUCAGCAGUACGCCUGGACAUGGAAAUGUCAGUGCCCUCACGUCUCUCGCCUAUCCUUUUCCGUCACCAACCAACGCCUCGUUAUCCCGAGGCCUGUCAGACUGGGGUGCGGAGGUACCAAGUUACCUCUGGCUCGCGGGUGCAGACGGCGAGGGCCUCUCAGACGUGCAGCCUGGUGGCGCCGAGCUCUCGCCGAUCAUGUCUGCGCGCUUGCUGCUGGUACGUACACGCAGCAAGACUAACACAGGGCGCUGCGGAGGCGUCCGAUUGCGCGCCGCUGCUCCACUCGUGUCCGCCCGUUCACCAUGCCUCGACCGUCUUCCCGUCGUUUGCCCUCUGUCGAUGCGCUUCGGUCCCUUCAAGUUUCUGCGCCGACGCGUUGCGCCUUGA